Messenger RNA from Rotaria sordida, 821 nucleotides. The record is from the annotation of a GenBank genome assembly. NCBI's taxonomy places the organism in Eukaryota, Metazoa, Rotifera, Eurotatoria, Philodinida, Philodinidae.
AAUCAAUUUAUUUACAAGGUGUUCUUGAUGGUACAAAAACAUCAGCUGGUCCUUAUCAAGGUCAAAAUGGAUCAAUAAUUAUAGGAUCAUCACUUUUAUCUUCUACUUCAUUUUAUGGUUAUAUUGAUAAUUUGAUAGUAACAACAAGAGCAAAAUCAGCUAGUGAAAUUCUUGUUGAUGCUUCAGUUGUUGUUUAUUUUUCAUUUGAUGGUUCAACAUUAACACAAGAUAUGGGACCAAAUCAAUUGAAUGGUACAAUAUCAAAUGCUGCUGCAGUUAGUGGAAAAGUUGGUCAAGGUUUAGCAUUCAGUGGAUCAUCAUCAUCUUAUUUUCAAGCAUUUGGCUUUUAUCAAUUAGGUCAGUCUAAUAAGCCAUUUUCAUUUUCCAUGUGGAUAUAUCCAUAUUCAAUUGCUGGCGGCAUAUUAAUUCAGAAAACAGCAACGCAAAGUGGAGGUGGUUGGUGUUAUUCCCUGAUGGGUCUCACGUCUUUCGGUCAAAUUGUAAUGCUUGUUUACACUUCUGGUGUACCAUUAAUUGUUGGUCCCAUAUUAACAGUUCGUACAUGGACCCAUCUUGGUUAUACAUAUAGUACAACAAAUGGUCUUCAAAUGUAUAUCAAUGGUCAAUUGUUUGGUACUACUGGACCCGCAUCAUGGUCAUCAUCGUCGAGAAUUGAUUGGCUCAGUAUUGGCUCUUAUAUAUCCAGUUAUUGUGGACAAGGUGUAAUAAGUGGUGUUCCUUAUUUAGGUGCCAUUGAUGAAUUUUAUGUCUAUCGACGAGAACUGAGUGCUAGUGAAAUAGUUGCUUUAGCCAAUCCAUAA